AUGGCAGCCCUUGAGGAUGAUGCCAAGGAAGAUGCAAGUGCUCGGCCUCUUCCACCCGGGGCCCAGCCUGUGGGGUCUGUUGCAGCAGGAACCCAGGAGAAAGUCGCUUCUGCCACUGCUUCUGGACCUGUCAGCAACCCGUUAGCCCUGCGACAUGAGCGGCUGCAGGGCACCAUUUCCAAAUAUGUCAUGAGCAGCGGCACGGGCUUUGUCAAGAGCCACUUGUUCGAAGGCGAACUCGGCUUCAAGACCGAGAAUGUGAUGUUGGAAUGUCAGAACUAUGAGUUCAAGGAGGAGGAGGGUGUCGAGUUUGAUGUUCAGGCAGAUGAAAGAGGCAGGCCUCAUGCAGUGGCUCUGAAGCCUGUAGUGGGACGGAAGCCAAGCGAGUGCCUCAACCAGCGGCACCGAGGGUACGUACGCCGCUUUGCAGACAGAUGGGGCUUCCUCAAUGCGGCCGCCUUUGAUGGAGACCUCUUUGUGCACAGGGACAACUUGCUACUCAUCCCAGAUCAGAUCCAGGAUGGCCAGCCGCCGCUUCGAACCGGCCAGGCAGUCGAGUUCGAUGUCGCCCUUGAUGACCGGGGGCGCACCGUGGCGAAGCAGAUCACCACCAGCGCGCUGCUGAGGCCGUGUGACUGGAUCGGCCGACGCCUUCAAGGUGUUAUUCGGUCUUUCCAGGGAGCAUGGGGAUUUGUGAACUCCGACAAGUUUGCAGGUGACCUCUUUGUACAUCGUGAUGCCUUGCUCCAGCAGUUUCAAGAUGCGGAGUUGACAGCGGGUACCGUGGUGGAGUUUGACGUGGAGCGUGACCAUCACAAAAAGAGUGGCAAGAACAGGCUGGUUGCCCGACAGGUGGCGGUCCUCCACCCCGCUUCCGUACCGGCCGGAGCUGGUUUCGGCGCCGGUUUUCAUGCAGGAUUGCCAGGCCAUGGCAUGAUGCAUCAGCACGGCGUUGAUCCAAUGGCUUCCUAUGCCAACGGAGUUCCACCAGGGAACAUGUACGCAGCCAGCAUGGGCCAGACUCCCGCAUACCCACCUCAGACGUCAAUGUACUAUCAAGGUGCGCCUCCAUCGAUGUCCGAUCAGCCUUAUGCUUUCGGCCAGUCGCCAUACUCUUACGACCCAUAUGCAGGCCAGCAUGGCAUGAUGCAGCCCGUCAACCCCGCAGUGCAACAGCCAGUGAUCCCCGCACAGUAUGGCCAGUCCGCAGCAUCGCAUUAUGGGCAAGGGCCCGUAGGGCCCGUAGCAGGUUCACAGCCUCCACAGGCGGCACCUUGCAGCCAGCCUCCAUCCACCCAGUACCAAUCGCCAUACCAAGUGCCAUAUGCGGGUCAGACGGCCCAACCUGGCCCCUCACCAGCGCAGCCUCCAGAUACAGCACCAGACAGCAAUGAGCAGGCACAAGUGCUGCUCCACAUCACCACGCAUGACUGGGAGCCAGACCAACCAGGGCAGCUGCGCGUGCAAAAGGGCACGCUUGUGAACGUGUCCCACCGUGCAGCACAUGGAUGGGUCUACGCGGCAACGGUCAAGCAUGGUGAUCAAGCUCAUGAACCUCCGAGCGAAGGUUGGGUACCACAGGCUGUGGCGAAGAGGGUGUCCCUCUGCCGAGUGGCUGCCGAUUGGCCCGAAGAAGGUGCGGGUACCUUGGGCCUCUUGAAAGGCGACCUCAUCGCUGUGUCCAAGGAAGCCGAGCGUGGCUGGGUGUAUGGCGAGAGAAUCAGUCCAAAGAGGCCGGAUAACAUGACAGAUGGAUGGCUGCCGAAGAAGGUUCUGGAGUACAUCUUGGUCUGA
Symbiodinium natans is the source of this 1794-nucleotide messenger RNA. NCBI's taxonomy places the organism in Eukaryota, Dinophyceae, Suessiales, Symbiodiniaceae. The record is from the annotation of a GenBank genome assembly.